This is a messenger RNA of Lutra lutra (Eurasian river otter), 4118 nucleotides long. Its product is annotated as cytochrome b5 type B. The transcript has 5 exons. NCBI's taxonomy places the organism in Eukaryota, Metazoa, Chordata, Mammalia, Carnivora, Mustelidae. Gene Ontology annotation, cellular component: intracellular membrane-bounded organelle; mitochondrial outer membrane. Gene Ontology annotation, molecular function: heme binding. The record is from RefSeq and is a predicted model, not a curated record. Bases 97 to 537 code for a protein of 146 amino acids.
GUUACGGAAGCCGGGGAGGACUGAACAGAAGGUGCACCUCGAGGAAGUUAACCUCGGAAACCCGGUUAGUGGUGGAGAAGAGCUAAUUCAGGCCCAAUGGCGACUGUGGAAGCAAGCGACAGCGAUGGGAAAAGGCAAGGGGUCGAGAACUCCGUCACUUAUUAUCGAUUGGAGGAAGUGGCGAAGCGCAACUCCAUGAAGGAGAUCUGGCUGGUGAUCCACGGGCGAGUCUACGAUAUCACCCGUUUCCUCAACGAGCAUCCUGGGGGAGAAGAGGUUCUGCUGGAACAAGCUGGUGCAGAUGCAAGUGAAAGCUUUGAAGAUGUAGGCCACUCCUCUGAUGCCAGAGAGAUGCUAAAGCAGUACUAUAUCGGUGAUGUGCAUCCGAAUGAUCUUAAACCUGACAGUGGUAGCAAGGAUCCUUCGAAAGAUGCCCCGUGCAAAAGUUGCUGGUCAUACUGGAUUUUGCCCAUCAUAGGCGCUAUUGUCUUAGGUUUCCUGUAUCGUUACUACACGGCGGACAGCAAAUCCUCCUGAGGAGACCAUGUGGAAGUUGGAAAGCAUAUCCAUUGGGAGUGCGCGCUAGAGACUUGUUUGGAGGCCCUCUUCUCGAAUCCUGCCGGGUGUGUGCUUCCCCCAUGGAGCCCAGAUGGUUGGCCAGACAUCCACCCCAGACCUGGGGCCAGUGUCCUUCAUUUCCCAGAGCCUUACUCCCACAGCACCUGCUCGUUGUUCUGUGUCCCUGCCAGUGGCCCCUCUCUCCGCUGGCUUCACCAGCCCCUUUGUGUUUCCAAACUUGGUUUUAUAAUUACAAUCCAUACGUCCUAGUGACAUUGUACUUUGGUAAAAAUGCCUGCUUUCCAAUUCUUUGAUGUACAUUAGAUAUUCUUAACAGGGCAACACACUCUGGUUUUGAGAUUUUCCUUUUUCCAUUUUUCUUUGAAGUAAAUAUAUAUGUGUAUAUAUAUUUAGUUCUGACUUAAUUCUGUUAUUUAUCAUAAAGGGUUUAAUUAAUGAAGUAAAGUUGCACACCUGUGACUUAAAACAUACCUGCUAAAUGAUCUCGUUCCUUGUUUUUAUUUGUUCAAACUAGGAAGGACCAUGAAAUCCCCCCACCCCCACCCCGAGCUAGUGCAGCAGGUAGCUCUUGCUACCCCUCAGGUCCGCCAAGUGGUGCUGGGCAGAACUGUGCUUCCAUUAUGUUUCUUGGAAGUGGAGAGAAAGAGGGAAGGGGAGAGGUGAAUUGGGGUGAUAGGAUGAAUUCCUAGUCCUUUUCCUUUCACAAAAUAUUGAAGACACUACGACAGGAGUUUAGGAAAAGCACCAAAGAUUUCCUUCUUUUCUUUCCUUUCUUUUCUUUUUUCCCCCCCAAAGACUUUGUGCCCUACUUCAUGUGGCACCACUUUCUAGCCGUCUUCUUUCUUUCCCCCACAACUGUCUUAUUGGUGAGAUACAAAUUUAUAUAAUUCUCCCUGUAGAACUUUACCAGGGAUUUUUUUACUGAUUGAUUAGCAAAUGUUUUCUUUCUCUGUUUUACAAAAGCAAGAGAGUCCAACUUGAUCAGAGAUACAGGAUCAGAUCUUCUGUUAGCCCCAGUAAAUGAACUUCAGCAGUAAAGUGGCCUUCGAAAGGGGGAGCGCGUGACAAGAGAAUGUUUUCCAUUUCAUCCGGGUUUUAUCUCCAUGGCUCCUAUUUGUGGUUUUGUUGUUUUUCCAUUGAGGGGAAAAAGAAAAAAAAAAACCAACGAAUAGUUUUAUUCCUUGGAUGAGUGUUUAAUUGAAGAGCAGGUCAUUAUUUAGAAUUAUGUGAGUGUUUCUUCUUGGUUCAGGAAUUUCUCUGGCUUAUUUGACUUUACUUUUUUUCUCUCUGUGGAACAACCUGAGGAGACAGUGUACAGGCUGUUUUCUGCCAACAACUGUUUGUGUGAUUUUUCUCCCCAUCUUUUAAGGAUUACCAGCCUGCUUCUGAGCCGUUGUCCUAUGCACCAAGGAGCAGCUUGGUUCCAGAAAGACCAUGGACACUACUCAGUAUGUGUCCCUGCAAAGCAGCGUCUGCCCAUGCAAACUAUUUAAGAAAAGGUUCAGCCCACGUCCUGCAGUUGAGUGAAUUCAGAAUUCAUCAAAAUAAUAUUAACCUUGUAUUUGCACGCUUGGACAUGAUGUUCUGGAAUAAAUUUUAAGGGAUUUUUGGCAGACUUUUAUAUAUCAGGGAUGUGGGAAUAGUCAAACUUUUAUCUUUAGAAAAUAUUUUAUAUAAAAUGCCACUUUUAGACACUUUAUUGAGAAAAACCUUUGUUAUUAUGUAACAAAAGUGGUGUGACUAUUGAUGGUUCUCCCAUUUGAAGGCAUAAGGAAGGGCUGCCUUGAAUAAAAAUUGGUAUAUAAUUGCUAUAAUAAUUAAGCUGCAUGAUUACAUGGGCCACAUUGGGGUAGAAAUAAAGAACAAAGGAGUAUUGAGGAGCUGGAAGGGGAACAUUCAGGCUGAAACUAAGCCAGCAGAUAACUUGGAUCAAUUAAAAAUAUGUUGGCAGUCUCCAAAAUGAAAUGAAAAACAUCUGGCUUAUAAGAAAUGUUAAAGAGUGAUAGUCUUAAGUAAAAUUGGUGGGGUGUUUUUGUUUUUAUUUUUGCUUUUGUUUUUUAGGGCAAACACCAACACAAAAGGUAUGUUUUUCUAUUUCAUAUUGGUCUUUUCCUGUUUAUAUCUGGACUUGUUUUUACUUGGAGCCAGAAGAAAAGAUUUUCAGACUUUGUCUCUACCGUCCAUGAAAUCCAUCCAACACCCAGGGCUUCUUUUGAUCUACUCCUGGUGUCACUUUGUAUUAGAGAAAACCCGUUUGGGUCCUUUCACUGUCUACAUCAACAGCCAGGCAAAAGGUAGAGCUGGUGUGUGAAUUUGCAGUGGUUUUUCUAAACAGUAAAAUAAUACAAUAUGUUAGCCAAGGCCAUCAAAAAAGACUGUUUUAAGAGGUAAGCUCAAAUUCUUGAAACAAUCUGGACAUCGGUUGGUCACGAAAACCCUUCUGGAGAGCAAAUGGAGCCAGUUGCUGUUGGCUGACGGGGCCCCCAAGAGCUGGUCUCUGGGGUGAUGGGUUGUUCGUUCCCGAGGAGGACCCAACUGCCGUCUCAUACUGUGCUGUGCACGUGAUGGCUGGAGGUGACAAAAGGAGGAGAUGAGGGAAAACGUGUGCCACCCACAUGGGGAUGGGAGUGCCAGGUCUCCAAAAUUUGCUAGCCCCUGUCCCUUAGUAAUUGGUUUCGGUGUCUCAACAACUCCAUGUCUGUAAAGACAAGAAACAGUGGGGACAAAGCUGAUAUGGUGUUUAGUUCUUUUGCGACCUCUUAAGCAGAAACAAAAAUUCAUUGGAACCUAUAAUUUGAGCCUUUCAAGUUCUUUUAGCAGUUGCCAUAAGUGCAUAUGUUGUGAGAUAAGAGCAUUGUUGAGUUUAUACUCAUGGAAUUCCGAUGCGGAGCAAUGAGAAAUGCUUUAUAUUUAUAGGCCAAGUAUAUCAUUACUUAUGGUAUCUCAUGCUUCAAAUCUCAAGUGAUACCUAUCUGGUUAAAUUCCAUUUUAGGAGAUUGAAAUGCAGAACAUUAACGUUUAUUACUUCCUUCCCUGGGAGAAAUGGAAUCAGACAUGUCUUGUCUCAACAAGAGAUUUUUUUUUUUUUAAAGCCAUCUCAUUCUGUUGCCAAAUAUCACAGAAGUAAUGGGGAGUUUAGUUCACAUUUGGCUGUUGUUCUCUGAAAGGGCCUGGUUUGGAAUUUGUGGGGGUGAUUUCAGAGGGAGGUUCCAGAAAGCAGUGAGAGGUAUUUGUCAAGUUACCUACCAAUAUCUAGCAUCUUACUCAUAAGUUUUAGGAGCUGCUCUUUUCCUGUACCUAUAUUCUACAUGUGCUCGUUCGGCAAAAUGUUUAUGAUUAUUUAACUUCCUUUCUUUUUACUUCACCCUCAACUGUGGAUGAGUAAUAUUAACAUUCCUUUUGUGUAUUCAAUAAUGGAGUUUGUUUACCUAUUUUAUUUCAGCAUAUUUUGAACAAAGAUCUUUGUCUCUUUCUGCUGGAAUGUGCACACAGUGAAUGUUUGUUAGAACUACACACAAUAAAGAUACUGUUUUCCUUUU